AUGGACUCGCCCUCGCUGACCACGCAUCUGCUCUCAGCCUUCCUCCCGGCCGAGCUCGUCGACUCCAUCCACACCCACCUCCUCCACCCGCACGCGCCCCUCCAGGUGCUCAAGCGCAACGCCAUCAUCCAGGCCCAGCGCCUGUUCAACGCCGCGUACCCGAUCCUGCAGCCCCUGUUCGAGCGCCUGCUCAACGUCAUGGCCGAGAACCAGGGCCUCGUCGGCGUCAUCGCCUCGCUGCUCGUCCUCGCCACCGUCCUCGUCGUCCUCAACUGGAUCCGACGCCUGCUGCUGUGGUGGACCCGCCUGACGCUGCGCAUCGCGUCCUGGGCCGCCUUUGUCGCCGUCGCCGCUUGGGUUUGGGACCGCGGCGUGUUUGAGAGCGCGCGGGACGUCGCCGUCGUUGGCGGCAAGAUCGUGGGCUACCUGGCGCUUCUCAAGGAUGUGUGGGUGGACGAAUACAACCGGUACGAGGCGCAGCAGGGCAUGGCUGGCGCCAGUGGACGAAGUUCGGGACGGUGA
This is a messenger RNA of Ilyonectria robusta, 522 nucleotides long. RefSeq lists its product as uncharacterized. The coding region runs from base 1 to 522 and encodes 173 amino acids. The record is from RefSeq and is a predicted model, not a curated record. The transcript has a single exon. Lineage: Eukaryota; Fungi; Ascomycota; Sordariomycetes; Hypocreales; Nectriaceae.